This is a messenger RNA of Cylicocyclus nassatus, 411 nucleotides long. NCBI's taxonomy places the organism in Eukaryota, Metazoa, Nematoda, Chromadorea, Rhabditida, Strongylidae. The record is from the annotation of a GenBank genome assembly.
AUGCAAGCCAGAGUAAGGCUCCUGGAGGAGUAUUCGUGUGCGAAGACGGUGAUAGAUGAACCUCGUCUCACAAUUAUGACUCUUGAUAGCGCUUAUUAUAUUAUCUUGAUCGGAAUCACACUCAACUUUUCUGCUGCAAUUUCUGCAUUUUCCUUAGUGUCGUUAUCGUAUUAUUUCCUCAGUAUAACAAAUCAAAUGUCUCAAAGAACACGACUUAUGCAAAGACGAUAUUUGAUAUCACUUAUUAUUCAGGUUUCAAUUCCUGCCAUUACACUCUUUAUACCAAUCUGCUCGAUUCUGAUUGGAUGGUUUUUGUUGACAAUUCCCAUAGGACAAGCUGCUGGAAAUUUCGCUGUGGGUGUUGCGGCACUCUACUCUCUUGUAUCCACUUUCCCUUAUUUUUUGCAAUGA